Messenger RNA from Gordionus sp. m RMFG-2023, 3469 nucleotides. RefSeq names its product MAP/microtubule affinity-regulating kinase 3-like. Gene Ontology annotation, cellular component: cytoplasm. Gene Ontology annotation, molecular function: ATP binding; protein serine/threonine kinase activity; tau-protein kinase activity. Bases 16 to 3159 code for a protein of 1047 amino acids. NCBI's taxonomy places the organism in Eukaryota, Metazoa, Nematomorpha, Gordioida, Chordodea, Parachordodidae. The record is from RefSeq and is a predicted model, not a curated record. Gene Ontology annotation, biological process: microtubule cytoskeleton organization; protein phosphorylation; intracellular signal transduction. The transcript is spliced from 19 exons.
AUUCACUGCGUCGUUAUGAUGCUAAAACAUGAUCAUCCAACUCACAAUAAACAUCAUAGUAGUAACAUCGUCAAUAAAUUCAUUAAACAUGGACAAAACUCGAACCAUGGGAUCGAUAAAAAGAUGUCAAAUCGUAUGCCACUUCAAACAGUUCAUGAAGCAAUAAUCACAGAACAAAAACCUGAUGAAUAUUGCAAAAUGAGAAUAUCUUCAAGAUACCGUUCUGAAGAACCUCAUAUUGGGAAAUAUAGGUUAAUUAAAACAAUUGGUAAAGGAAAUUUUGCUAAAGUAAAAUUAGCAAAACACAUCCCUACUGGAAAAGAGGUUGCUAUUAAAAUUAUUGACAAAACUCAAUUAAACCCAAGCAGCUUACAAAAACUCUUUCGUGAAGUUCGUAUAAUGAAAACUUUAGAUCAUCCUAAUAUAGUUAAAUUAUUCCAAGUUAUGGAAACUGAAAAGACAUUAUAUUUGGUUAUGGAAUAUGCUAGUGGAGGUGAGGUAUUUGAUUACUUGGUAGCUCAUGGUAGAAUGAAGGAAAAAGAAGCAAGGGCCAAAUUUAGACAAAUUGUGUCAGCUGUACAAUAUUGCCAUCAAAAAAAUAUCAUUCAUAGAGAUUUAAAAGCCGAAAAUCUGUUGCUUGACGGUGAUAUGAAUAUCAAAAUAGCCGAUUUUGGUUUCAGCAACGAAUUCACUCUCGGCAAUAAAUUGGAUACAUUUUGUGGAAGUCCGCCAUACGCUGCCCCCGAAUUAUUUCAAGGGAAAAAAUACGAUGGCCCUGAGGUGGAUGUUUGGAGUUUAGGCGUCAUAUUAUACACGCUGGUCAGUGGUUCACUGCCUUUCGACGGACAAAACUUGAAAGAAUUGAGAGAACGUGUUUUGCGCGGAAAAUAUCGGAUCCCGUUUUACAUGUCAACCGACUGUGAAAACCUUCUGAAAAAAUUUCUAGUUCUCAAUCCUACCAAAAGGGCCUCUCUCGAAACCAUCAUGAAAGAUCGUUGGAUGAAUAUUGGUUACGAGGAAGAUGAGUUGAAACCAUUUACAGAGCCUGCUCAGGAAUUUAACGAAGAAAAAAUAAUAGAUAAACUAUUAUCCCUCGGAUACAAUAGAAAAGAAAUCGAAGAUUCUUUGUGCAGUCGCAAAUACGAUGACGUAACAGCCUGUUACCUUAUAUUAGCUAGGAAGACCACAAAUAAUGAAUCUAGGGACGCGUCCAUCAGUACUAGCAUGUCCCUUAAGCAACUUAGCAGACCAACGAGUGAACUAAAAACAGCCGGAGGCGUAGGUUCUCACAAUGCUGCACCUGCAGCCCUCGGCGUUACUCCUUCUCAUGUUAGUGGGGGUGGGUACGUAGGUAGUGCUUCGGCUGGUCCUAAAAGUCACCACCCUCUGGUCACUACUCAUCACGGCAAAUUUGGGACAGGAGCAAGAAAAGCUCACCCUCAUGGCACCAACAUUGUUACCACCAAUGCGACUGGCAACGAACCGAUCAACCUAAAAACUAAUGUUGGUAACAACGUUAAUCAUCAAAUCACAUCCGUUAAUCCUACACCAGCCGCUCCAACUAUGGGUGGAGCUGCAGGCUUGGUUAGUAGCGGUAUCAACAAAGCGACGGCCGUAUUCAAGCAUAACACCCCCGAUAUACAACAUCUGUUGGCCAAAAAUUUUAAGUUCCAAGGCCAAUCUAGUGCUGCUGGCAAAGUAUUGUUACAACCCACAUUAAAAAUCGGUAAAAGUGCAACCCAAGGGCGCAACAGCAUGCUUGCCGGUAUUACUAGGAGAAAUACAUAUGUUUAUGGCGAAAAGCUUAAUCCUAACGAUCCAAAAGCGGCUAAGGAAGACACUUCCCAACUUACGCCUCAACCAGAAUCGACUGAAAAUCAACCACCAUCUUUAACCCCUUCCGUGAUUCCUUCUUUACCUUCUCCCCCUUCCUCCUCUUCGACCCCUCUUAAUCCUUCGGCCUUGGUGAAAAACCUUCAAGAACUUUCUUUGUCAACCUCUCCUUCCCUUAACCAUACGCAAACCAUUACGACAAGUGAUAUAGAAUCGGCCAAACUUUUUGCUAGGGGAGCUGGCUCUCGAAACACCUUUCAUGGGGGACAGACUCGAGACCGUAAAAGAUUGCUGGCAGCGGCCCUUACAUCUACCGGCGCUGGGGGAAUGGCUCCACUCUUCGAAAACAAGGAACCAUUCGAAGACGAUCAUGUUGGUCAACAUGGAACAGGAACCGGAUAUUACGGUCACCAUCAUGCUGACCAUUAUUAUCAUCGAUCGCCCAACACUUUCCUCAGCAAAAUUUCGUCUAAGUUCGUUAAAAAAUAUCCAGAAUUCAAAUUAACCGAAGAUAAUCUGAUGAGACCCAAACCACCCAAGAUGAUAGGUGAUGACCACAUCCUCAAAAACCCUUACCAGCCUUCCCCCGUUUUUACUUAUAAUCUCAACAACAAUACCCCUCUUAAUUCUUCAGUUUACAACAGUCCACCCUCCACCUUCGACCCCCACCAUCACGUCAGUGGUAACAUUAGCAAUACUAGCGAUACGGGGAGCCUUCUAAGUCCUACCCCCGUGUCUCCUCAGCCCACUUCUUCCUCUUCCUUCUUUGAAAAUAACAAGGCAUGCACUCUUAAUUUUUCUACUAUUUAUGGUGGUGGUGGUAACUACAACACUGUUCAUGGUUCCUCGUCUCCCCCGCCUCCCAUCUCGACUUACGUUUCGAGUUAUGUUACAACUCCAUCCUCACUCUCUUCAAUCGGCGGUGGGGGUGGUACGGCCGGAAAACCCCGUUCCUUGCGUUUCACGUGGAGCAUGAAGACAACAUCUGCCAUGGACCCCAAUGACAUCAUGCGCGAAAUACGCAAGGUCCUUGACGCCAAUGCCUGCGAUUACGAACAGCGUGAGAAGUACCUUUUGCUCUGCUCUCACGGAGAAUCCUCGCCUCCCAUGGCUCACCCUUCGGCUCAUCUUCCAACAACGCCCGGAGGAGGGGAAGGCAUCUCAACCCCCGGGACAACACUUAAUUCCAACUUGGUGCAGUGGGAAAUGGAAGUCUGCAAGCUGCCCCGUUUAUCCGUCAACGGCGUUCGAUUUAAACGCAUCUCUGGCACGUCCAUAGCCUUUAAGAAUAUAGCUUCCAAGAUCGCCAACGAACUCAAACUUUAAUAAUUUAAGAAUUAAAAUAUUUUAAACAAAAUGAUGUGUUUGCUUACAAGCUGUUUAAGAGGAUAUUUCUUUUUUGUAAUUUUAUUCUGAUUUUUUGUAUUUCCGAUGAUAGUGAUUUAUAAUAUACGUUACGACGCAUCUUCUCCUUUGUUUUAUGCACUGAAAUUGUUCAUUAUUUACAAUGAUAAAAUAUUACAUUUUUUUUAAGUUGUAAUUAUGAAUUAUCUAAAAGCUUUAUUUGGGUUGAAUUAUGUGAACUCUACCCAAAACAUAAGAAUGAAAAAUAUAUCAAUUAUUUCAGAGUUUAAAU